Molecule: messenger RNA, 6252 nt
Organism: Halichondria panicea
Lineage: Eukaryota; Metazoa; Porifera; Demospongiae; Suberitida; Halichondriidae
Product: unconventional myosin-XVI-like
Exons: 25
Coding region: 157-6135 (1992 amino acids)
Cellular component (GO): myosin complex
Molecular function (GO): cytoskeletal motor activity; protein binding; ATP binding
Source: RefSeq, a predicted model, not a curated record
CUAAUUCCAUGGAUGAAUGCAGUGAAUGCUCCUUUGUCAAGAGCAAGAGUCAUAAUUAUAAAUAUAUUCAUAUCAUAGACUACUCUAGCCAGAUCUAGAUCUAGUAUAAUAUAUAAUACAAAGGCUCAGGAGGUACUGUAUCUACGGUUCUGCAGCAUGAGCUCUGGCCUGGGUCUCAAGCAGCCAGCCUCCUCCAGCUCUACCUCCCUGGAGCUGAGAGAGAAGCAAGCCAAGAUGGCAAGGAAGGAGCAACUGAAGGAAUAUCAAGAGAGGGAAGCAAGGAUUGCAGAUCCAGAGAAACCAAGGACCUCAAAGGUCACUUUUGAGUCUCGGCAUGUGCUCACAGAUGCAGUUCACAAUCUGGAUAUUGAUCAGAUGCGUGAGAUUCUGGCGAGUGAUUCUGCUUCUGCGGACACUGUGAGUGAAGCCACAGGAGUGAGUCUACUUCAUCUGUGUUGCCUCAAUAACUAUUUGCCUGGUGUUCAAUGUCUGCUAGAGCAUGGUGCUAAUAUCGAUAUCCAAGACAGUGACCUCUGGACCCCACUGCACGUUGCCACUGCGUGCGGACACACGGAAAUCAUCCAGCUACUCUUAGAGAGCAAUGCAGACUGCACUCUGCUCAAUGUCGAUAGAAAUUUUGCAUGUGACAGCUCACGUGAUCCGAAUGUAAGGGAACUACUAGUGAAGCACAUGAGCAUUAAUGGAAUUGAAGAAUCUGAUAUGAGGUUCCUCCGCUCAAGUAUGGCCAUGGCAAUGUUGGCAGCCGUCAAAGAGUGCAUCGUGCGAAUGAUAGACCUCAACGUACUCAACCAAAAUGGAGUAGCUCCAUUGCAUAUGGCUGCGGCCAAUGGGUACCGAGUGGCAGCCAAGCUACUGCUGGAUCUGGGUGGUGCUGAUGUGAACCGUGAAGAUGACCUCGGUUACACAUCUCUGCACAUCGCAGCCAAGUACAACCAGACGAAGCUUGUCUAUCUGUUGCUGUCCAAAGGAGCUGACCCCUCACUGCAGGGGCCAAAGUUAGAGCUCCCUAUUGACAUGACAGAUGAUGACGAAAUCAUUGGCCUGUUAGAAUUGACAGGGAGUAACGAGGGGAGCCUGAUACGUCACUCGAUUCUCCCCAUCAUUGCCCCCCUCACACCGAGCAGUGUGGACACGGUUAGCGUCGACUUGGAGCAGUUUGAGAGCCCACAAACCACAUCAAAAUCACUUGAUCUGGAGACCCCUAUGUCAAAGUUGGAGGCUUUGUUCGAGGGAGAGACCCUGGUAGAGAGGGACAACUUUGACGAGGGUGUGGACGUCUCCACUCAGAGACCAGCCCUACGCAGACUCCGUGGUUCACUGCUCCAGAAGAGGGCCAGUGGAAAUUUGAACCUCCCUGGCCCCUCCUCCACCGACAACCUGGCCACCCUCUCUAACCUCACUGAAGACAUCCUCCUUCUGUUCCUAGGAGACCGCUACGGCAAGGACCAGAUCUAUACGUACAUUGGUGAGAUCCUGGUGGCCAUCAAUCCUUUCAAGCCUCUCUCCAUCUACAGUAACAUGGCUAGCGAGAUGUACAGCAAGAAGCUUCCUGACCCCUCACUCCCACCCCAUGUCUUUGCAGUGGCCAAUCAGGUGUAUCGAAGCAUGCUAGCGGAUCAAAGGCGGCAGACCUGUGUCAUUUCCGGAGAGUCAGGUGCAGGAAAGACAGAGACUAGCAAGCACCUCGUGCAACAGCUCCUGUUCAUAUCACACUCAGUGGAGAAGGAGCUCAACCUGAAAAUUGAGCAGGUGAAUCCCAUCCUGGAAGCGUUUGGUAAUGCCAAGACAGUGAUGAACAACAACAGCUCUCGUUUCGGCAAGUUCCUUGAGCUUUCGUUCAACGAGGAGGGGCUGGUGUUAGGGGCGAGCUUCAAAGAGUAUCUGCUGGAGAAAUCACGCAUUGUGACUCACGGGGUGGGAGAGAGAAACUUCCAUAUCUUCUAUCAGAUGUUUGCCGGGCUCUCGAUUGAAGAGAAAGAAAUGCUGAAACUGGACGAGCCAGAAAUGCAUCGGUGUCUAUCUGGGAUACGGGAGAGUCUUGCAGGUGUACUCACUUCAAAAAUGGAAGAGGAGUUCAAAGAAGUGAGAGACUCUAUGGAGGCCAUUGGCUUCUCCAAACAGGAAGAGAGCAACAUGUUUCAAACACUAGCUGCUAUUGUGCACAUACUCGAUGUGACCUUUAACCCCAGAGAGGAGGGUGUGGAGCUGUCCAAUCCGUCCCUGACGUCAGUGAUUGCUGGUCUCCUCCAGAUUGAUCCGAGGGAGCUGGCCCUCUGUCUGGUUCAGGAGGCAAUGAUCACUAGAGGGGAGGUGAUAGUGCGGUACAGGUCACUGCUCCAGGCCAACGACUGCAGGGAUGCUCUAGCCAAAGCACUCUAUGGCAGAAUGUUUGGUUGGAUUGUCAAUGGGAUCAACCACCACCUGGAGCCGGAGGACAUGGGGUCCAGUCAUCAUACUAGGGUUGGUGUUUUGGACAUUUUUGGAUUUGAAAACUUUGAGAAGAACAGUUUCGAGCAGAUGUGCAUCAACAUAGCCAACGAGCAGCUGCAACAUUUCUUCAACGAGCACAUCUUCAGAUGGGAGCAGGUGGAGUGUCAGAAUGAGGGUGUGGCCACUGAUACCGUGACGUUCGCGUCCAACUUGCCGGUGGUCGACUUGUUCCUAGCUAAGAAUAUCGGCAUACUGUCUCUGAUUGACGAAGAGAGUCGGUUUCCACGGGCAACGAAUCGUACCAUGGCGGAGAAGUUACAUAAGGCACACGGGGGGUGUGAGAUGUAUCAAGCACCUCCUGACAGUGGUACAAAGUUCGUGGUCUCACACUAUGCUGGGCAGGUGAAGUAUGAGGUAGUGGGGUUCCUGGACAAGAACAGAGACACUCUCUCUCCGUCAGUCCUGCAGCUGCUCAGAACCAGUAGUAGUCUUCUUGUGAGAGAGAUCUUUGAAGCCAAGCUCACGCACACGGGCUCAACCACUCCCAGUAAGAGACAGCGCAUGUCCAGGAAAGCAGACUCGCCGUUCUCUCACUUCAAUAGAAAGGCCUCCAGACGUUUUACUAGGUUAUCUCGUAAGACUCCACAAAGAAGUCCAGUAAGGAAGUCAGCUGACACAGGGAGGAGAGUUCUACCCACUGUCGCAAACCACUUCAAGAGCUCUCUAUCUGAGCUCAUGGAGAAGCUCAACUCGUCUUCCCCUCACUUCAUCCGCUGCAUCAAACCAAACUCCACCAAACUGCCCAACUCUUUCGACACGGACUAUGUUACCAGGCAACUGAGAUGCGUCGGUGUCAUGGAAACCACCCGUAUCAGACAGAGUGGAUACCCUGUGAGAUUGCCGUACGGGGAAUUUUUGACCAGGUUCAAAGUACUGAAGGAGUUCUACACGUAUCAGCCGAACCAGCCUCCUCUCACCGACUACCAGGCAGUGGGUGUGGUCUUGGAGAAAGUGGGCGUGUCUGGAUGGGCCAACGGUCUUCAUAAGGUGUUCCUCAAAUUUAACCAUCCCCUCGAACUAGACAGGCACAGUCAGCACGUCCUGCUCCACAUCAUCUCCAUACAAAGAUGGUUUCGAGAACUGAAAGAGUGGAAGUCAGCACAAGAAGCUAGAAGAAUCAAACAAGCAAAACGAGCCGAAUUGUCAAGCAGUGCGAACCAAGUGCAAAAGAACUCUAGUUCAGCCACAUCAAAAGACAUGGCACAUUACAAAAGAAAUGGACAUGAAGAAGGCUGGAGUAAUGGACACCAACAUGUCUCCUCAGCCCAAAAUGUAGGGAAAAAUUCCAAUGACAACAAUUCCAGAGGACAUCAAUCAAUACCUCAAGGCUAUGUUUUACCCACCUCUCCACCGUCCUACGGAGAUUGUUUGAGUGAUGAUGAUGUGAUUGACGAAGAUAUUUACGAUACCGUUGUUGAACAAAACUUUUCUUCGAUAAAGUCCCUUCCCCUCUCUGAAGACAUCAUUCUAACGUCCAAACCCCAACAGCAGAGUAAUUAUGAGAAUAUCUAUGACAGUGCCGAAGGGGCAGUACAGACAGUGUCCGAAGACUACUAUAACUAUGACGAUGAAGAGAUUGUAGAGGAUAUUUAUGAUGACCUCACUUGUAUUCAGGCCAAAGACACGGCACAAAGUAUUCCAGUUGAUGUAAUAGAAGAAGACAUCUAUGACGACACUUGUGUUGAUGUAUUUCGAAGUCUUCAUGCAACCUGCCCAAACACAGAAGAGAUAUAUGAUGAUGCGUCCUCUGCGUUCGAGCAACCCCCUCCUCCCCGUUUGUUUAAGUUAAACGCAAAGCCCCCACCACCUCUCCCCCCCUCCAAUGUGGCUCCAGAUGAGGUGUAUAGUGAUGCUGCUACAGUGUUUCAGUCACCACCAGCGCAAACUGUCACUCAAAGGUUGAUGCCAGAUGUAGAAGAGGAAGCUUUGUACACGGAUGCUACAUCAUUAUUUGAUGCACCCCCAGUACCGAUCAGAGCGCAAGUUAAUUCACAUUCACCGAAAUUCUCCGAGUUUGCUCAUGAGUAUCCAUCCGAAACAUACACUUAUCUUAGUGACCUUGAACUGAAUGAAGCUAUAUCGAGUGUUGAUUCAAGACUGGACCAGCCUGCCCCGCCCCCCCUUCCGUCCCGAAAUCCAAAUCUGAGAAAGAUGGGUAAAGCCACCUCUGUCCCUGUCACUAUCCCGGAAAUUCCACCCAACCUCCCUCGAAGGACAAGCGAGCAACUUUCUGUCUCUCCCCGAAUUCACGGAAACGUAAAGCCUCCUUCACCCAAUAUUCAACGAGCUAUCACCAGACAACGAUCAAAAGCUAUCAAGUCUCGCGAUCACUCUGAGUCUGACCCAGCUGUGAACAUUCCACUUAUCAACUCUCGUCAAUCUCACUCAUCAGGGGGCUCUGUGGGGGGCUCUGAAAGCCGGCUUAGUAGCACCAGCAGCUACAGCGAAGUAUUCUCCCCAACACCCAGAGAAGGUAAAUAUCACGCAGAGCCGUCGGAAAAGUUCCUCCUCCCAUCAAUUCCAGCAGGUGUGACUAUAACUGACUAUGGCGACGGACCGUCAGAGGAAGAUUAUGCCGAAAUUGAUCACUGUCAAGAACUUAGCUUUCAUGAUAGUAACACACCACAGGAUUACUUGACUCCAGUGAAGCAGAAGCCUCAUCGAAAGCUCCAAGUAUCGAGAUCAACUGGAGAUAUGAUACAACGACAUGGAAUUGAUCAUCAUUCAAUUAACAUUAACACCCGACCAAAAGCACCUUUACCCCCAAAGGCUCUGAAUGGUGCUAAAGUGUUAGAUAUUCGCCCCCCAAAGCCACCUAGAGCCAGAAGUACAAGUGUCUCUUCAGGACCCCCUAUUCCUGAACGAAGUGCUCCGCUUUCUGACAUACCAACUGUCCCCCCUCCACCACCACCCAGCAGACAUGCACGCCUUGCAGACACACCAACUAUUGCACCCCCUCCUCGUCCCGCCAGGAAAACUCCGGUGUCUCCACAAUCAUCAUCGAAUGUUCAAGCUCCAGCUUCACCUAUUGCACCACGAGCCCCACCUCGUGCACCGCCCUCCAACACACACCUCGCACCCCCUCCUCCACCUCCACCCCCUCCACAACAAGCACACACCUCUCGAGCAGACGAAUCCACUCCAUCAUCUGGAUUGCUGUCUGGUCUGCAAAGUGUUCAAUUGAAAAAAUCGACUCGACCUCCAUUGAAGCCAUCGCCUAAACUGGAGUCUGGUAGUCCUGGUAAUCUAAUGGCUGAGAUGCAAACGUUUAAACUGAGGAAUAUCACUCCCAAUGCUCCAGCCCACCCCGCUGUGAAUGGCAUACGUUCUCGGCCCAAGUCCCCCAAUUCUGAUGGCUCCACCCCCAUGCCCUCGGUUAAACCACGACACAAAAAACCUCAACCUCCCCUCCCCAGUCGACAAACCACUCCACAGCCACCCUUGGAGAUGUCACCUGGGCCUAAGGCAAGCAAUGUGCCUGAAUGGAAGAGGAGCCUUCUCGAAAAGAAAAAAAGAGAAAAUGAGGAAAUAAUGAGAACCGAGCAGGACUCUGAAGCCAAGUGGGCGGGAGUGCCGGCAUGGAAGCGAAAGAUUCUCGAGGAGAAAGCAGCCAAGAGACAAUGACAUUUGUACUUGUAUUUUGAACAAUAAUAAUAAUUUUCAACACAUUAAUGUUACAGUGCACACUAUAAAAUGAUCAACACACAAAUCAUAUAAAUUAUUUUGUUCAGCAUUAUAAAA